AGUUAUGACAACUCACUGACGUGAAAGUUGUGGUGAUGGUGAUAUUUUUAUAAUAUGUCAAAGUUUUAUAUUUUCAAUCAAAAAUGUUUAGAAACAAUAUGUUUAUAGUGUUGUUGCUUCAAAUAAUCCUUAGUGUACAUAAUGGGCAUUGUACCCAUUUGAAAGGAACCUUUAAAACGAGUGACUUUUUUAAGUUUCUCAUAAAAUUCGGUUUCCAGAAGACAGACCAACACCAGUCGGAUUUAACUCAUGGAUAUAUCUUUGGAAAUGUUACUUCCAAACAGAAUUUCUCAGUUCCUAUUACAUUCGCAGUAUUGGACAGGCCUUACUUUUUAGAUUAUUACAAAAAUAGAAUAAUGUUAGAUAAAAAUGAGGCUUGCAAGAACAUGUUUGCAACUUUAAAUACUAGAGCAUAUGAUAGCAAAUGCAGCAACAACGGCAAGGACUACCUAAGGAGGAUUCCCUGUACAAAGAACAAGCUUUGUAUUGACGAAGAUAACCCAUGGAAUGUUGUUAAAAACCAUCAAUUUACGUACGUUAUACAGGAUUUCAAACAGCCUAGUUUUUGGUAUUUAUCAAUGGUCGCUUGUUACCACGAUAAAUCGUCCUGCGAAUGGCAUCAUUAUGACCCGAAAAUUCCACUAGAAAUCGAGUACGAUAUUUGGUUGGUAAACGGUAGUCCCAAUAGUUCUUCGACCAGCAUAUUGUCUUACCAAUUCUCCUUCGAUAGACAGAACACGCUAGAAUUGUAUUUGCUCUUUUGGCUGUGCUAUAUGGUCUUGGUACCGUUGCAAUGUCAUGCUGUUAAAACACAAAAACACCCUGUCACAAGAUUGUUUACUGCUAGUUUAGUUUUGGAUUUCAUUGCACUGUGUUUGAUUCUCGUGCAUACGUUGAAGUACGCAUUGGACGGUGAAGGGUACCCUAAGUUAGCGAUGACUGGUGAUAUUUUCGAUAUACUCUCGAGGACUUCUUUUAUGCUGUUGUUGCUCCUUUUGGCCAAAGGAUGGGCGGUUACUCGCCUCGAAUUAACAUGGAAGCCCCUCGUGUUCGCUAUAUGGCUUUGCUAUGGCAUCGUACAUGUGUUACUGUACGUUUGGAAUUUGACCGAAGUGGAUAUAAUAGAAGACAUCGACGAGUACCAAACGUGGCCGGGUUGGUUAAUAAUCGUCUUCAGAUCGUUGAUAAUGAUAUGGUUUUUGUACGAACUAAGAACAACCAUGCUGUACGAGCACAAUACGCAAAAAUUGAAUUUCCUCCUGCACUUCGGCGCCUCCAGUUUAGUGUGGUUCAUAUAUUUACCCAUAUUGGCGCUGAUAGCGCUCCACGUCAGCGCUUUGUGGAGAUUCAAACUGCUCCUGGGUAUAACUUACUCUGCGGAUUGUUUCGCGUACUGCGUGAUGGCGCACCUGCUGUGGCCGACGCGCUCCGAGCAGUACUUCCUGCUGAAGGGGCCGUCGUCGGCGGAACUGGACGAGCUGGACGAGUUCAACGAGGCGCCGCACAUCGUCAACAACUCGUACACGUCGAUGUCGAGCAUCAAUUCGUACGAGAUAUGCAAGUACGACGAUCCGCACAAGACGAAGUUGAUCAAUAUCAGUACGUGAGCACGCUCGGUACGCGGUGAGAUCUCGAUUUUGAUUAUUAUUUUCGUUGUUGUCGUUGUUGUUAGGUCAAUUUGCUCAGGAAACGAAAUUUCGCGGGUGGUUGUUUUGUCUGAGAGGUUUCGAGGCGAUUUUUUUUCGGAAACGGGGGUUUUGUUUUACACCGAUUGCACUAAAAUUUUCUGUUUUAUUAGAGUUCCUGUGAUAUUUUUGUUUUCGUGAAGGAAGUAAUGUGAUGUUACUUUCGUGUGUCUUUUUUUUUAUUGGAAUUAUUAUUUUUUCGAUGGGUGAAAUAUAAACAGUUAAUUUUUAUUAGAAUGUCUACGCCAUGUGUAUUCUGUGAUUUGACAUUCCGAGUUAAUGUCGAUGCGUUUGUAUUACUGUUGUUGUUUCCUUAAAAUAUUAAAGUAAGGUAAUUUUUAUAUAAUGUACGUAAAUAAGGAAAUCGCGAUAUGUGCCAAGUUGUGAGUAUUAAUUACAUUUUACUUUUCGACUCAAAAAGUUUAUACUAUUUCAAUGGCCAAAAAAAGUGAUAACAAUUUUUCUUUUCGAACUGAUUUAAUUAGGUGCAUGAACCCUUUAUAUUUUUCUUUAUAAAUUUGGCACAUUCAUGUAAUUUGAGAGUAGAUAUAGUAAUCGAAUCAUGCGUAAAUCGUUUUUAUUCAUUGUAUUUUUAGAGGUAAAGAAAGUGGAUUGCACAGUUUUUUAUAAAUAUUCUUUGCUCAAUUGAAAGACAACAAAUUUCACGUCCAUUUUGAAACUGCACGUUCAGAUUUUAUGUAUUAAUGUUAUAAAUUUUUAACGUAAAUUUGAAGCGUACUCGGUUAAAUAAAUAAUUUGCUUUAUUGAUUCCCGUCAUUUGGAAUAAGUCAUUGGAUUAAAUUCAUAAAAUUUUUAUUACAAAAAAACCGUUAAUCAAUUACGCUUUGACUGUUGGUUUUUAGAUUGUGUCUUAGAUGGUCAAUUUUAAAAUGCCACAUCGAGCAACUUAGUGUAAAAAAAUUAAUGUACAGAUAUAUUCUUAUAAAAACACAUUAUAAUUAAAUAGUGACGAGUUCUUGUUAUUACUCCUUCGAAUAUUAGCAGUAUAUUUGACCCUUCUGGGUUGGUUGGUAAAAGAAUCGAGUCCCUCUAGUGUUUUGAAUAUAUUUUUUAAUACACUUUUAUAAUUUACAACGAAAAUUAAAAAGAAAAAAAUCAAACUGAUAUACAUAUAAAAAAACAAAAAAAAAUCGAGACAAAUUGUGCUAAUUUUGAAUUGAGAUCACAUACAAAAAUAAAUCAACUAACAUAUUUAUAAAUAUACGAAAUAUAUGGUGCAUUACGUUAAAAUUUACAAUAAAAAAUGCACGAAAAUAAAUGCAAUUGUUAAUACAAUAUCACAAAGUUAUAAUUAUAUUAAUUAUAAAUUACAAUUUUUUUUACCAAAUUGGUUAUAUUUUCAUUUUUAUACAAAUCGCUCGCAUUUCUGUCCUCGUUUCGCAGAGAGUAAACGUAACAAAUUGGAAAAUAAUGUGAACCUAAUUUUUUAAACGGCCUCCCCAGAUACCCGAAGUAGCAUAGAUAUACAUUUUCCCUAGCAGUAAAUACGAAAUAACAUUAAAACGCACUCUUUUACAUAAAAUUGCGCCAGUAAUUUAUUCGCCACCGCGCUCGAAUACCCGAAAAACUCGUCUAACGCCAAAAAUUAGGUUCGUCAAUAAUGACAUUCGAUGUAUUACAAUGAUUAAAUGCUAUGUUGUCUAUCGAAAGCUUCUAGUUGAAAUCUAUUCAUUUUCUUUUUGUUAAUUAGACGCUCGAUUGAGCGCCACGUUAGAGCAAUUUUAAUAAUACAAUUAAAAAAAAAUCAUCGGCUAGAUAGCCCGAUCGCUUCGGUUUCCCUUUCACAAAAAGAUUUUCCACAUAUUUAGGGGAAAACCCUAACCGAACUGACUAUCGCACCUGACUCGUUUACGAUCAACACUCUGUAUCGAUUAGAAAAUCAAUCGUUCCAAUCACAAAGUAUUGGUCGUGCAUCAAUGGAAGUCCUUAGGCUAAGAAUAUAUAUACAGGGCGUUACGCAGUACAAGAUAUGGGACGAUAACUAGCGUACAAUACAAAUAAUUAGGCGGCGUAAAGGAGGCUAAUCGUUUUGAACCGACAGAAUGACUGUCGAUUUUACAAAUAUACAAAUUGAUAACGAAUUAAUUUUUUAUGCAGUACUAAAAAACCACUGGGGGGAUUGUGAUUGAUUCGUUUUUUGUCGAUUUAACAUAGAGAGGUAGAGUGAAUUAGAAUAGAACGACAUUACUUCGAGGCAGUUAAAAAUACCUACAAUAGCCGUAGGUUUUUCAAGUAUUCUGUACCCUUUCCCAUUUUUUUUUAGUUUUCGUAUAAAAUUUGUAUAAAUAUCAUUUCAGUCUUUAUUAUAUGUCUUGUCCAUUGAUUGGGAGAAUGCACUUAGAUAAUACACGUUUUUAAGUAGAUCAGAUACUUUUUUCCCUUGUAAUACUGAAUAAAUUAAACUGACUGUGCAACUAACAUGAAGGGAUGUCAAAUUUGUGGGCUAAAAUAAACGUCUUUUUGUAAAAAAAAAAUCAAGCAAAGUUGAUCAUAACCCAAAAAUAAUCCCUCACUUCGACUGCGCAACAUAGGAAUCACUAAAAAAAUAUUUCAAAUAUAUAAAUUAUGUAUAUAUUUAUAAAAGUAAAAUAAAUACCGCAUGUCAUUUAAGAAAAAACUUAUCGAAAAAAAUGUAGUAAAGUUUUGUCUCUUAUCUCACGCCAUCUAUCAUCUAUCUAGUACUUUUCAGCUCUCAAUUUUGUUUAAAAAAAGGUCGAAGAAACCGAUUAAUAGAUUUGGUACUUAUUUGAACUUUAUUUUAUAAUAAAAUGUCUUUUUUCUUCACGUUUUCCAAGUACAAAAGAAAUCUUCAAACGCAUUGAGCAAUCAAACACCAAAUACAUUCAUCGAAAACUCCAAAAUUACGAAAUUUUUUCAUCCUCAUAAUUCAUUUAAUAAUAAAAUUACCUAGCUAAUCUGUACAGAACAGCGCGGUUUCAACGAGAGAGAGAAAUACUUUUUCUUCUUGGUUUACGAAAAAAUCGACAUAUUUUUUUUUUGGUUUUGUUACUUAUUAAAAAAAGCGCUUACAAAUCUUCGUCUUACGUACAUUUUACGUCUGCUCCACGGUCGGUGUAAAAACGAUAUACAAAAUGUUCCGAUAAAUUUAAUUUAAAUAUUUACUUAUAGACGCGCGAAAAGUCCUUUCACUUCGCUCAGUUUCGUGCACGUCGAAUUACCUUCGAUUCAGUUCCGAUUUGAUUGCUGCAAAUACACAAAUAAUAAUUUAAAAUCGAUACAUUACAUCAACUUUCUUAGGAAAUAAAACUCUACACUGAUAUGUGGUUACUUACCGUCUAAAAUGUCCUGCUUCAUUUUGGCGAUUUCCUUCCUCAUCUCUUUGACUAUAUCGUUUUUGAGACUCUCCAUUUCGGUGGGACCGAUCGACAGCCCGCCUACUUCGGAUAGGCCGUUCACUUUCAAUAUCGUCUCCUCCGAAGCGGAGCCGAAACGUUUUCUCACCCCUUUCGGCGAUUCCGAAUUGAAUUUCGACGCGUUGCCCGGCAACGUGUUCGUCUUCUCCCAAAUCGCCGCUUUCUUAUCGUCCUCCUCUUUGUCCGGCACCUUUUUCUC
This is a messenger RNA of Phyllotreta striolata, 5279 nucleotides long. Lineage: Eukaryota; Metazoa; Arthropoda; Insecta; Coleoptera; Chrysomelidae. The record is from the annotation of a GenBank genome assembly.